This is a messenger RNA of Alosa alosa (allis shad), 3001 nucleotides long. It is a transcript of the gene angptl1a, whose product is annotated as angiopoietin-like 1a. The transcript has 5 exons. The record is from RefSeq and is a predicted model, not a curated record. NCBI's taxonomy places the organism in Eukaryota, Metazoa, Chordata, Actinopteri, Clupeiformes, Clupeidae. Gene Ontology annotation, biological process: cell surface receptor protein tyrosine kinase signaling pathway. Bases 295 to 1749 code for a protein of 484 amino acids.
GACAGGACAUGAGAGUUGUCCAGAGGACCCGCAACGAGGAGAGAGACCGCUGGACCGGGAGAUAGCCGGGAGAGGACACGCAGCCAGCUGUGGACCCCUUUUUGUGUUUAUCAAGUGUGGAGGAGUGGCAGCUUGAGGGGAACACCAGUUGGAGCAGCUGCACAUGUGAGCAUCUUCUCACGCAGGCACAGCACUGCCACUAAGGAGAAGCACUCAGCAGAGCUCGCCAGAGGAGAAUCGCAGCAGACGGAGACGUGCAAGGACUUCAGGAACAGGAGAGGAGAAGAGUCGGUCAUGAGACGAGGGGUGACGUGGUGGCUCUGUGCCACGCUCUGUCUGUCCGCUUGGGGCUUUGCCCGCGCUAGCCGGGCGAGUCAACACCCGUUGCAGACGAUGCGGCGGCAGCGGAGAGCGGCCAACGACGACGCCAACAAGAAGUGCAGCUACACCUUCCUGGUGCCGCAGCAGCGGAUCACAGGGCCCAUCUGUGCCAGUGCCACGGGGCCCGAGCCGGACAAGGAGCGCGUGACGCGCAUGGACAUCUCGGACCUGCGCGAGGUGCUCAACAAGCAGCGUCGCGAGAUCGAGACGAUGCAGCUGGUGGUGGACGUGGACGGCAACCUGGUGAACGAGAUGAAGCUGCUGCGCAAGGAGAGCCGCAACAUGAACUCGCGCGUCACGCAGCUCUACAUGCAGCUGCUGCACGAGAUCAUCCGCAAGCGCGACAACUCGCUCGAGCUGGCGCUGCUCGAGAACCGCGUGCUCAACGCCACGUCCGAGAUGCUGCGGCUGGCCUCGCGCUACCGCGAGCUGGAGGUGCGCUUCGGCCUGCUGGCCGGCGUCGUCAACAACCAGUCGGCGCUCAUCGCGGUGCUGGAGGACCGGUGCCUGCAGGCGUACGGCGGCGGACGCCACGAGCUGCCUGCCGUGCCCCCGCUGGUGCAGGUGGUGCCAGAGAGCCUUCCGGUCAACAGCGGGCGCUUCACUAACGAGAUUCAGCGCGUCCACAACCGCGCGCUACCCCGCGGAUCGCGCAUGGACCCACCGCCCACACUCAGUCCUGUCGGAGUGCCACCACCAACACUCAGCACUGAAGGGCCAUUCAAGGACUGCUACCAGGUGCGUCAGGCGGGCCACAAGGCGAGCGGGAUGUACUUGCUGAAGACCGAGGGCAGCGACCGGCUAAUCCAAGUGUGGUGCGAGCACGGUUUGGACAACGGAGGCUGGACCGUCUUCCAGAGGAGAAAAGACGGCUCUGUGAAUUUCUUCAGGAACUGGGAUAACUAUAAGAAGGGCUUUGGGAACAUAGAUAGCGAGUACUGGCUGGGCCUGGACAACAUCUACAACCUGACAAAGCAGGGUGACUACCGGCUCCUGAUAGAGCUGGAGGACUGGGUGGGCAAGAAGGUGUACGCCGAGUACAGCAGCUUCCGCCUGGAGUCUGAGAGCGAGGGCUUCCGUGUUCGCCUGGGCACCUAUCAGGGCAACGCCGGAGACUCGCUCGGCAGCAACAACGGGAAGCCCUUCACCACACUCGACCGCGACAGGGAUGCCUUCUCAGGUAACUGCGCCCAUUUCCAUAAGGGGGGUUGGUGGUACAACGCCUGUGGCCAGACCAACUUGAACGGCGUGUGGUACAGUGGCGGUGUCUACCGCAGCAAGUUCCAGGACGGAGUCUUCUGGGCCGACUACGGGGGAGGCUUCUACUCCAUGAAGGCCGUCCGCAUGAUGAUCAGGCCGAUUGAUUAAUAGACUUUUCAUAAACACUCUUCCACCAGACAGACACACAUUCACACAAACACAGACACUCCUCCCUAAAGGCCUCUAAAAUCCCUCCUAACACUUACAAUCCCUAGUCACAUAACUCAUGGUUGAUGUUAAAUUAUACAAUGCCUUUAAAAAACAAAAAAAUAAUAGCGCUCCACGUCCUGGGCCUCUCCCACAUGGGUCUAUGAGGAGGGACGUUUACUCUGGGGGUAGGCCGCGCACACACACACACACACACACACACACACACACACACACACACACACACACACACACACACACACUUGCACAGCGACAGUCCACCUUUGUCUGGUGCUACACACACACUGCAUUUUGACACAUAGGGGACAUGGAGCUGUGGAAAAAGAGAAAGAGAGGGAGAAAACCAACCUUAUUCUGUACCAUUUGCUUCCAGUCGUUCUCUCCUACGUCUGUUAAAAUGUAAUCAAUACAUUCAAUCUCCUUUUCUACUCUCUCUUCCUAACUGUUGGAUGUCUGCUCACAUUCCUUGGUUCAUCCAUCCAGUUUUCUCCAGUUUUGCCCACUGUCAGUAACUUCUUUCACUCUUAAAGUGGAAGCCCCCGAAUGAAAUAUUUAGUUACAAUAUGUGCCAGAAGGAAGACACUCUGUAGUGUGUAUACAGUAUGUUUUUGUUACCCCACAAGCACAAAGAGGACUUGAGAAAUCUGUGCCUCUCUGAUGUGGAGAUGGCUUAGCUAGCGUUUAGUAUGUAAAUAUAUGGUACUGUAUAUUGCUUGUGAUUUGUGCAAGUUAAUUUAAGGUCUGUGGCUUGUUCAGGUCCAUGAUGUAAACUGCACCUCAUUCAACACUCCCAGUCAGCUAUUUAUCUUAUUUAUAAGGAUUAAGCAAUAGCUCUCUUCUACUUUACUUAUUCUGGUUACCAUGGAAAGUGUUUUCAUGUGUAUAUGUCACACGAACAACAACAUUCCAAAUAUACAUGCAUUUCCAUGAAUAAUCCAAAUUCUAUAGUACAAUCACACCAGUAAUAACAAGAAAGGACCCACGAUAGCAUGGAGAGCUAAACAAUGCCGAGCUCUCGCUUCUCCGGCCUCACGCGGACGGCCACCUUCUGCUACGCAACACGUGAAGACUAUGACUGACCGGAGGUGGAACCUAUUAACCGGUGCGGCACCGUCCCCUGCCUUGACGCCAACACCCCGUACUAAAGAUGGAAAGAGUACAAAAAAAAAAUCUAAUAAAACACUCUGCCGUC